ACCCCGACCCUCCGUGUCGAGCCCGCGUCGAUCGCGAAGCUAACGGCCGGCUCGAAAUGCGAGGCUGAUCCCGACCGACGGAUAGAAAGAGGAAAGUCGGAUGAAAAGUGGCGCGGAGAGAAUGCCAGCUGCGGGACGUCGUUAACGGACAUUCGAGUCGAUUCGUCUACCCAUGUGACGGAAGACGGCCCCGUGGACGUGGAUUCUAUCGAUUGAUCGCCGAUCGUUUGCCCGCUUUCCCUCCCACGCGACACCGCUACCGCCCUCCCUGCUCAGCUGUAACGAAAAACUCGGCCUAAAACCACCCCGCCCCAAGAGUUGUGCCUUUGCAAUCAACGGCAGCGAAGCCACCGAUCCAGACCGGAUCGCGGACUCGGUCCAGGUUGCCCGGAGGUGUUCGUGUGUCAGUCGAGCUGGUCGCGAGCCGCGCGCGCGCGCCCGAGGGCCUCCUAUAUGAUGGCAGUGUGCAUGUUCUGGCUGCUCACGUACGUGGGACAGGGCCUGGAUCUAGCCGUCGGCAACCGGCCGGUGAUCAUCAUGCAAGGCGCGCCGGAGCAUCAGGACUACCGGCACGGCGGCAUCAGGAAGAAGAACGAGCUGAACUCGCUCGGCAAUAACCUGUUGCACUUUAGGAUAUACCCUUCCGAGGCGGCGCACCGCGACGACCUGUCCAAUUGGCUGCUGGUCAACGACGAACCGCGGAUCUCGUCGUGGACCCCGGCCGGCAUAUUGAUCGACGACAUGAUCAAGGAGCCUAGGGAGCUGCAGACCGUCUUCUUCGCGUUGUCGCCGACCAUGCUGAACGUCCUCUAUUCUGAUCACGCGACCGCGUCCCAGCCCGGGGAACAGUUGCUGCCGCACGAGGAUCAACCCAGCAACCACGCCGGCCAGCAGAGAGGCAAGAAGCUGCGGAUAGACUGCAGACACUCGAGGAACACCGUCAGCCUACCUAUCCGCGUCUGCGACGACGAGUCCGGCCGCAAGGCGUUCCAAGAAACCAGACAAUCCAGCUACGACGAUCUAUUCGAGCAGAAACUGAACACUGCUGCGAACAUCAAGACUGACCCGACACGGGGCGAGAAACUGCGGGACUAUCAGGCCCCCGGGUUCGCUGCCAGGCCGUACGCCCUAGACGGCGGCAAGCCGCCCGGCAAAAGGAGCCAGAUGCCCGUCAUAGGACGCCGCUCCAUCGACCUUCCCGGAGACUCUGCCCCGCAUCAAGCUCAACCACCGUCACCCCUAGGGAAUGGCAUCGGCGUUGCUUCUCAACUUAUGCUCAGAUCCGCCAGGGGAACCAUACACUACGACGUGCCGCAGAUCGACUGCCCGAGCUCGGACGACGGGAUGGAAAGGUUCGCUUGUCCCACCGCGGACAGGAUGGGCAGAUACCAUUGCAUCGACGAUCACGCCUUGUGCGAUGGCUUCAUAGACUGUCCAGGCGGCGGCGAGGACGAGGACAGGAAAGCCUGCAUGUUUUACAAAACUACGAAAGCUCACCUUGACGUAUUGGCAGAUGCCAUUUUGCGAUGGGCAAGAGGACGCUAAUUCCUUUGUUGACGAUGAACCUCUGACCUAUGUAUAAAAUCAUAAGUCUGAUGAGUUUACUUCUUUAUACAUUCACCUAUAUAUAUACAUAUAUAUAUGUACAGAUAUAUAUACACACAAAAAGAACGAGAGAGACAGAGAGAGAAAGAAAGAAAGAAAGAAAGAAAGAGAGCGAGAGGUGGUGUAUGUAUAUGUGUAGAUACGUAUACAUAUAUACAUAUAAAUAUAAAUUAUAAAUACAAUAUAUAAUAUAUUCCCGGGUGUGUGUACGGGGUCGCGAACACACCCUCGCGCGCCCCGCACGCGUACAACGUGAUCCCUAUAUAUGAAGAAAAGAGAGAGGCAAAAAAAAAGGAAAACCCGUUCCACAGCUGGCGAGUGUUCUUCUUGCAAGUGACGGACGCGGUAGACGGGGGAAGAAGCGGCGAGCUUUCGCGUUCUCAUUGUUUACGGGGAAAUUUCAUUUACGCCGUUCCAGAAGUUCCUCGGAAGGCGUUCGAAGUUUGAGAUUCAGAGCGCGGCAGGCGCGUCGAGUUGGGAAUAUCUUGUUCGUACUUUACAGCUAUCACCGGAGCCACGUUAAAUUCGUUAGAUCCGCGGGGAUGAAUCUGCUACGUUCAACCGGCGCGAUUACGCGGUUCAGUGUGCCGUUUCGCACCACCAGACUGGUUUCUCCUUUCCGCGAUUAUCGAAGGAAGAUCGUCGGAUCGACGAAUUAUUGGAAGAUCAUCGAACUUUAUGGUUAUCGAAUUAAGCAUUGGAAGAUCGUUGAAUUUCGUGACUAUCGAAGCAAGAUCGUUGGAGAGAUAACGGAUGAUUCUCCGAGAAGUUACCGGGAAAUUGAUUUAGCUUCUAGAUUCGAUUUAGAUGUUUUAUUUAGAUUCUAUUUAGACUGAUUUAGAUUCGAAUAGAGAUUUCGAUAGACUCUCGGGGAUCCCAUAGGAGAAUUCCGGAAAGUCUACUUGAUUGUUGGGUAGUUCUCUAGUGGUAACGUACUGUAAGAUCACUCGAUGGCUAGGCUGAGGGACGUCGGUCUAAUUAGUUCUCGUUUCUCUUAUAAUAAUUUGCUAUUUGUCAAUACGGUUGCGUAACCAAUAGAAACUAUAAGAAAGCUAUAAACAGCGAAGGACGCUGUCGCUAGAUAUCGAGUGAUGCCGUGUCGUCCCGCUAGACUUCAAGUAAUCUCCCAAGUGUACCUACGGGAUUCAAUGAUAACGUGGAUUCCUCGGAAACGUUGACGAACGUCUGCUGCCCUGCUCGCGGGACUUUCCUUUGAAAUCUUCGUUUCUAACUUUGAACUUUCGGGAUCGCGAAGCUUCCUUAUCCUCCAGAUACCUUUGAAUCCUAAGACGCUUCGAACUCGCCUUGCUCGCCGGUUCUUUCCGUAAUGGAGUCAAAGGAACGCGUCCCCCGCGUUCAAGUCCCUUCGCUCUUCGAAUACGCGUUCACCGCCGAAACGUUUCGUUCUUUGAGAAGAUUAUUCUAAUUUCAUACAUGGAAGUUCGGGAUUGAAAAUCUACCCGGCGGACGGCGGUCUGAAUACCGAGGACGCCGGCGGAAGAUUAAAACCGAAGGGAAAUGGAACGUCUUGUCUGGGAACGACGUGAACCUCUUGGAAAUUUCAAACUGAUCCCCGUAUUUCCGAACUUGCUGGUACUGCGUCACCACUGAACACUUUAUCCACCGUUACUGAUCAAGCCGACCACUCACUAAUGACAUACUAAUAAGGUUUCCGUCGUCGUGGGAGUGUACGUUUUCACUUACAAAGCUUUGUGACUUUAAAAUCAAAGUAUUAGGGAAUCUCGUAAUCCUGUGGUUUCUUUAAACUAGAGUGAUUUUAACAGAGCGAAUUUAAUCAGUGCAUUUUGCCCUUUUCCGUUCUUCGUUACAUUGCUGACAUUACAAAGUUUCUCGAGUAGACGUUCCAUUUCUCUUAACGAAAUUCAACCUUUAAGUAUGGAAGUGAAAAUGACCGAUUAAUGGUGAAUAUUCUCGUUUGCAGCGAGCAAUGAACAAAUUCAUUGUAUUCACUCGUUUCCGCUUAUUUGAAUAUCUCAGCAUAGAAAUAUCAUCAAGUGUGUAACGAAAAUUCCACUGGUUUCGAAGUGUACGAUAUUUUAUAUAGAGGUCUACCGGACCGAACGUCCAUACUUAAUGGUUAAGCAUUCCUGUCUGAUCAGUUCUCCACGGCUUGCAAGAAGAAGGCUGGUUUAUGAAGAAGACGAACACCCUGCUCGCAUUCUCCCCUAUUCUCCCGCAUCGUCUAUUUUGCAGAAAGUUUUCCCUUCCUCCCGCAUAACAUUAAACACAUAGUAAGAGAGAGAGAGAGAGAGAGAGAGAGAGAGAGAGAGA
Nomia melanderi (Alkali bee) is the source of this 3897-nucleotide messenger RNA. It is a transcript of the gene jeb, whose product is annotated as low-density lipoprotein receptor domain-containing jelly belly protein. Gene Ontology annotation, cellular component: terminal bouton. Gene Ontology annotation, biological process: positive regulation of MAPK cascade. Gene Ontology annotation, molecular function: protein binding; transmembrane receptor protein tyrosine kinase activator activity. NCBI's taxonomy places the organism in Eukaryota, Metazoa, Arthropoda, Insecta, Hymenoptera, Halictidae. The record is from RefSeq and is a predicted model, not a curated record.